UGUAAUUACAGCUUAAUCAAGUUAUUGAUAAUCCUAAAUCAACACCAACGUUUCUUCUCUGUGUCAUCAUCAUCGUCUUCCCUUCCCUUCCCUUUCGAUUCUCAAUCCGCUUCAUCUCAAUCAAUCUUCGCAGCUAGAAAAACCUUCUAAUCAAAGUUUUGGAUUGCUAAGUUUAGCUAAAUAGGUGCAGUUGUGUAGUUUUUUUUAUUGAAUGGCAUCCUCUGAAGGUAGAAUUGCGUACUCUUCGCUUUCUAAGCUAGAAAAAGAGAAAACCCACUUUGGUUUUGAUGCUAUGAAUCACCAUGUUCAGUCUACAUGGUCUGAGCCUGAGUCUACCAUUGGCACCACGAACCAAGACAUUUCAUAUGAUUCAUAUCAGUUUCCUUAUGAGGAGGAUGAAUUGUUUGAUGGAGGUUAUGACUCAAAUGAAGAGGCUCGUGGUGGUAUUGCCCGUUCGAAUAUGCCUCCUGAGGUGAAUUUGAAGAAUGUGCUUUCUGGGAUUUUUUCUAUCCUGACUGGACAAAACAAGGCUCCUAAAAUUGAUGUAAAUGAGCAGUCACCGAGUUCGAAUGUAUCGUUCCUUGGUGCUGGAAAGAAUGGAGAUGAUUUGCUUAAUGCUUCCGUUUACACGCCGAGUGCACCUCCACUUUGUCUGCCAAAUGGAGCUGAAUACAGCUCCUAUAAGGAGGUCCUUGAAGCUGAGCCACCUGAGUGGCUUCCUGAUAGUUCCACUACUGCUUGUAUGCAGUGUGCCUCUCCGUUUACUGCACUCACACGGGGAAGACAUCAUUGUCGGUUUUGUGGAGGGAUUUUCUGUCGAAUAUGUACGAAGGGACGGUGUUUAUUGCCUGUGAGGUUCAGGGAAAGGAAUCCUCAGAGGGUCUGUGAUUCCUGCUAUGAUAGGCUUGAUCCUUUACAAGGCGUUCUUAUCAACACCAUAAGCAAUGCUGUGCAGGCAGCUAAGCAUGAUGUCAUGGAUUGGACUUGUGCUAGAGGGUGGCUUAAUCUUCCUAUUGGUAUAUCUAUGGAGCAUGAAAUAUACAAAGCCUCCAAUACAUUGAGAAACUACUGUCAGGUGGCCAAAUCGAAUCCUGAGAGGUCUAUUCCUUUAUCUGUCCUCAAAAGUGCCCAAGGUCUAGCAAUUUUAACAGUUGUCAAAGCUGGCGCUCUGGUCUCUUACAAAGUUGGUACUGGUUUGGUUGUAGCUCGAAGAUAUGAUGGAUCAUGGUCUGCACCAUCAGCUAUAUGCUCCAUGGGUUUAGGAUGGGGUGCUCAGAUUGGUGGCGAGCUUAUGGAUUUUAUAGUUGUUCUUCAUGAUACAAAAGCCGUGAAGACAUUCUGCAGUCGCAUGCAUUUUUCUCUUGGGGCUGGUUGUAGUGCUGCAGCAGGGCCUGUUGGGAGAGUGCUUGAGGCAGAUCUUCGUGCCGGUGACAGGGGCUCUGGCAUGUGUUACACUUACAGUUGCAGUAAAGGUGCAUUUGUAGGAGUAUCAUUGGAAGGGAAUAUAGUUGCAACUCGGAUGGAUGCUAAUCUGCGGUUUUAUGGCGAUCCUUAUCUCACCACAUCUGACAUUCUACUAGGCAUGGUAGACAGACCAAGGGCUGCUCAGCCAUUAUACACCAGUCUUCAAGAUUUAUAUUCAAGUUUACGCUACUAGUCCCUCUCUGAUUUCAGUUGCAGAAUUGAACCUUUCAUUCUGUCAGCUGCAUGUGGAGUGUCAAAUACUGCCCAUUGUGUAUAUAUACAUUUCUAGCUCAUGCAUUGAGUUCUGAAAUGCUAUCUCCCUUGCCAAUUUGAAAUCCUUUUUAUGUUUCAUUGCAUUGCAUUAUACAAUUAUUUUCAAUAGUGCAAAAUGUCUAAAUUAUAACUUUAUAUUGUGAAUAUGUUAUUAGACGUAAUUGUACAUACUCCAUGGACAGUCGAUGGAAUAAGUUACAUUUGUUUGCUGAAUUGUAUUAAUUCACAACCACGUAUGUAGAUUGUACAUAAUCUUAAUUAAUUCGCAACCACAUUAAUAUUA
This is a messenger RNA of Medicago truncatula (barrel medic), 2020 nucleotides long. RefSeq lists its product as uncharacterized. Gene Ontology annotation, molecular function: phosphatidylinositol binding; metal ion binding. The record is from RefSeq and is a predicted model, not a curated record. The coding region runs from base 212 to 1657 and encodes 481 amino acids. Lineage: Eukaryota; Viridiplantae; Streptophyta; Magnoliopsida; Fabales; Fabaceae. The transcript is spliced from 5 exons.